AUGGCUAUCUUCAAGUGGUUCGACCGUCGCGGCGACCAGAAUGCCCCCGGCGCUGAAGGGGCCGGUAGCCCUAAGAAACCUCUCGAGCCCACGAUCAUCUCGCUGGGCUCGUCGCCACCAGAUACUCCUGCGACCGGCGUGCUUUCGCCGGCCGGAGGGGAAGAGGUGCUGGCUCUAGAUAAGCGUCCGGAGUUUGGUCGGUUGGCCUCGUGGAGAGGCGCCCUGAUCUUGCUGGUGACGUCCGGCUCUCAGUUCCUGGACAACGUGUUCAUGACCAGCGCCAACAUGGCUCUGUCGUCUAUCCAGGACGAAUUCGGUGUCUCGAGUAACAACCUGCAAUGGAUGAUCUCCGCCUAUACCUUGACAUUUGGUGGUUUCCUGCUCCUUGCUGGAGUGCUGUCUGAUCGCUAUGGCCGAAAGAACAUUCUCUGCCUCGGCUUGAUCUGGCUCUCAAUCUGGACUCUGGCCAUUGGAUUCGGACAGUCAUUCAUUCAGCUCACCAUCUUCCGUGGACUCGAGGGAAUCGGCGCUGCCAUGACAGUUCCGUCCGCCAUUGGCAUUAUCAGUUCCUACUUCACUGGUACUGACCGAACUCGGGCCCUAUCCAUUUACGCGUCUGCUGGAACGAUAGGCUUCUGUGCGGGUCUCAUUUUCGGUGGCUUUCUGACUUCCUCUCUGGGAUGGAGGUACAUUUUCUAUUUUAUCGUCAUCAUCACCGGCUCGCUGGCUGUUCUGGGUGCGCUUGUGCUGCCCAAGGAUAUCUACAUGGAGCGCACGAAGGUCAAGAUGGACUACCUCGGAGCCUUGCUGUCGACAGCUGGUCUGAUUCUGCUGCAAUUUGUUCUGUCUGGUGGCGGGGUGUAUGGCUGGAGCCAGCCCUUCAUCAUCGUGCUCUUGAUCCUCGCCGUGGCCAUGCUGGUGGGAUUCGUGCUGCUGGAGAAAUACAUCAGCUACCCCAUCAUGCCUCUCUCCUUGUGGAAAAUCCGCAACUUUGCAGGACUGUGGAUCGCUGGUUUUACCUGCUACGGAAGCUACCAGAACGUGAUCUACUAUAUCGUCCUGAUGGCGCAGCAGGUGGAUGGCCUCUCGUCGGGCGACACGGCCCUCCGGUUCCUGCCCAUGGGCGUCAUCGGCUUCAUCGUGUCCAUGGGCACAGGCAAGCUGCUGGAAUACUUCAACGGAAAAUACUUGCUCCUGGCUGGGCUGGUCCUCACAACGGUGGCUCCGAUUCCAAGCGCGAUUACUUCUAGUCCCGAGACAAGCUUCUGGCUUAAUGUCUUGCCUACAUCGCUGAUCAGCAUUUCGGCCGUGUCAUUCAUCUUCGUCACGACGAGCACGGUCAUGCUGACCAGUGUUCCCGUUGAAAUCAAGAGUCUUUGCGGUGGCAUGCUCAAUACCGCGUUCCAAAUCGGAUCAGGUGUCGCAUUGGCUAUCUCGGCUGCCGUCACCGAAGCUGCGGACAUCGAGAAGGGCCACGGCCUGGCGCAGCAAUACUCCACCGGUCUCUGGUGCUCCGUCGGACUGGGCGGACUGGGACUCGUCAUCGGAUUCUUCGCCGUGCGCCGUAAGGGCAUCGGACCCGAGGACCGCAUGGGCGACCCGGUUGCUAUCUAAUAUCUCUCGCAUUGCACUUAUACGCACGCUCAUGACGGAUUCUUUGUGGGAUACUUUGGUGGGAUAUUGGGAUUACGCACAUUGGCU
Aspergillus steynii IBT 23096 is the source of this 1701-nucleotide messenger RNA. Its product is annotated as permease of the major facilitator superfamily. Gene Ontology annotation, molecular function: transmembrane transporter activity. The coding region runs from base 1 to 1614 and encodes 537 amino acids. Gene Ontology annotation, cellular component: membrane. The record is from RefSeq and is a predicted model, not a curated record. Gene Ontology annotation, biological process: transmembrane transport. The transcript is spliced from 5 exons. NCBI's taxonomy places the organism in Eukaryota, Fungi, Ascomycota, Eurotiomycetes, Eurotiales, Aspergillaceae.